Molecule: messenger RNA, 711 nt
Organism: Parnassius apollo (apollo)
Lineage: Eukaryota; Metazoa; Arthropoda; Insecta; Lepidoptera; Papilionidae
Source: the annotation of a GenBank genome assembly
AUGUUCCACUUGGAGGUUAAGAUCAUCAAGGAUAAUUAUGUAACCAAGACGCACCUAGAAGAGCUAAAGAAAGAUAAAUCUUUCUUAAAAACAUCCACAUCACCAGCUCAUCAUCAUAAGGUAGGUAGAAGGUGCAGUGCAUUCUUGUUGGAUGUGGGUACUACGUUCGGCGACAGUGGGCCGAUGGGCUUGUCGCACGAGUUAUCAACAGCUGAUGUACCGUUACAAACAACUGACGUACAGACAGAGACGGAAAAGAUAGCUAUCGCACAAGUAGCUAGUCGUGCUCGUGAUAGUGUCGAUGCACUCGCACCUGUGUCAGAUAUGCAUAAGGCUGACCUCUUUACAUCUGGAGGCGUGACUGCUUAUAACGGUGCGGAUGGGCGGCAAUCAUUCAGCGCAGGAGGCGCUAAAACAACUCCAAUUCCAAUGCAGAACUCACCGAGUAAAAGCAGGAUGAAUGAUGACAAAACAAUUGUAGUGAAUAAGUUCUCUAACAAUAAUAACGCAAUAAAAGAUACAUCUUGUGAUGAUGGAUGGUGCGCCUGUGAAGAACGAGAGGAUGAUGGAAUGAUUGUGUACCAAUGGGAUAAUGAUUGGUGCGGUUGUGGAGAUGGAGAAGGUGAUGGAGUAAUUGUGUACCGAUGUGAUGAUGACUGGUGCGGUUGUGGAGAUGGAGAAGGUAGAUAUGUGGGUUCCAAAGUUAUUUGA